Molecule: messenger RNA, 993 nt
Organism: Symbiodinium sp. CCMP2456
Lineage: Eukaryota; Dinophyceae; Suessiales; Symbiodiniaceae
Source: the annotation of a GenBank genome assembly
AUGUAUCGCGCGAUUCGAUCUUUCGUCGAGAAGCUCGAUGGGAACGAGUGGAGUGGUGACACGACUGUUAGCGAGAAUCGCGAGUGGCUGAAUCAUAUUGGAAGUUGUUUCCUUGGAUCUGAAGUUGAUCCUGCCCCUUCUACGUCCCUCCGCAACUCCUUCGCAGAAUCCCUCAUGAGAAAAACCGUACUGUUUACGAUCCUGCCGCUGCUGUGCCUUUUCGCCAUUAGUUUCAACGCGUUGAAUGCCGAAGAAACGAAGCUUCCAGAGAAAAGCGACUUUCAUCUUUACCUGUUGGUGGGACAGUCCAAUAUGGCUGGACGAGGUAAAGUGACCCCGGCCGAUCAAGAGGAGAACGCCCAGCUACUGAUGUUCAAUCAGGAUGGCAAAUGGGUUCCCGCUGUCGAUCCCCUGCACUUUGAUAAGCCUCGAAUUGUCGGAGUCGGGCUGGGGCGGACGUUUGGACUCGAGGUGUUGAAGGCAAAUCCUAGCGUGACCGUUGGGCUGAUCCCUUGUGCGGUAGGUGGUUCGCCGAUUAAGUCUUGGGAGCCUGGGGCGUAUGAUAACCCAACAAAGACUCAUCCUUACGAUGACGCGAUGAAGCGGGCCAAAGCCGCGCUUGAAGCAGGCCAACUCAAGGGUAUCUUGUGGCACCAAGGCGAGUCCGAUUCAGGUCCCGGCAAAGCAGAAGUUUAUCAAGAGAAGCUUACGCAACUCAUCGAGCGAUUUCGUAAAGAAUUGAACGCUGAGGAUGUGCCAUUUGUAAUCGGUCAGCUUGGCAAGUUCGAAGAGAGGCCUUGGAGCAAAGCCAAAGAACAAGUCGACGCAGCUCAUCAGGCAAUCGCGGAAGAAGACGAGAACGUUUUGUUCGUCGAAUCGGAUGGAUUGACGCACAAAGGCGACAACGUUCAUUUCAACGCCGAUUCGUAUCGCGAAUUUGGUAAGCGAUACGCCAAGGCGUUUCUCGACUGUCAAAAAGCCAACGACGAUUAG